AGAGAUGGGAGGCAACGCUCCCUUGACAUCGAUGGUACAACCCUGUAUGGCAGCGGGCGGGGAAGGUUCUGACACAUGACGGUGUGUUGUUGGUCUUUGUUGUGCUGGUCCAGUGUGUCAUGACCGCUGGAGCUCCUGUCCACUCAAACGACUUGACCUAGCUCCGCUAUUUAUACCGUCAUUCAUUGGUGGAAGAUAGAGAAGCUAUGUUGCAGAUACGGAAGUGUGGAGGAGGCGACUAAGAGGUGCCGCAGAUGAGGUCCGGGGACAGACGUCGGCCAUGGUGAACCGCGGACUCUGGAUGUUCAAGCCGAGGAUCGGAAAGCGGGUGGGCAGGUUUGGGGUUCUGCAUUAUCUAUGCGCAGUUUUAGUUAGCGCAGCGUUGUUUGCGGUGCUGUUCAUGGACCUCAUCGAGCUAUGGGUGACAUCAUUGAGAAUGAACAAGGUGGUGGAGCCGCACGCUGGCGUCGUUCUUCCGCAGAGCGCCCCGCAGACCAGACCGGAAGAGUUCCUGCUGAUGCCCAGUCCUCUGGUGUGCCAACGAGCCAAGCCCUAUCUCAUCACCAUGGUGACCUCUGGACCUGCCAACCAGAGGGCUCGCCAGGCCAUCAGGGACACGUGGGGAGGGGAGGUGGAGGUGAUGGGUUUAAGGGUCAUGACCUUUUUCAUGGUGGGGGUAGCUUCUGACCCAGGACUGGCAAAGCUGCUGAUCGCAGAAGCAAAGGAACGAGGGGACCUGAUCCAGGGACGCUUCCUGGACUCUUACCGAAACCUGACCCUGAAGACCAUCUCCAUGCUGAGCUGGGCUCGCAGUUUCUGCCCCCAGGUUCACCUCGUGGCCAAGGUGGACGAUGACGUGCUGUUCAAUCCCAGUGCCCUCCUGCAAUUCAUCAACAAAAGCCAGAACCCCUAUGAACAAGGUGACCUGUACCUCGGCAGGGUGCACCUGAACGUGGCCCCCAUUCGGGAUCCGCAUAGCAAGCACUUCCUCCCAGCCGGUGCCUACCCUCCCUCAGUCUUCCCGGACUACUGCAGUGGAACAGCAUAUGUCCUCUCUCGCUCUGCACUGCUGAAAAUCUCCCUGGCAGCUUCUGCAUCACCUCUGUCCACUCCUCUGCCCCCCGAGGAUGUGUUUGUGGGGCUGUGUGCCCGGACUGCAGGGGUGCUCCCCUCUCACAGCCCCCUCUUCUCCGGCAGCAUGGCUGUGCCGUAUGAGCGUUGCUGCUAUCAGGCCAUGAUCUCCGUGCAUCACAUCCCACCCAGGGAGAUGCUGCACUAUUGGGCAGACAUGCACUCCUCUCCCUGCUCCUGGAUCAGCAUCCGCUCUGCUCUUGGACUCUGCAAAGUUAGGGCCAUGCUGGGGGCCAGUUCAGGCUAAAGAGAGCGUCACUUUAUCCACGAUUGCACUGGAGACAGACCGCCACUCAUCACUGCCUUUUGCCCAGUCAGUUAACAUAAAUGCAUGCUGGACUGAGUCAGGAAAAGAGUGGCAGAAGGUCUGAAGAUGGAUACAAACUGACAGCUUUGUUUUUGGAUUGGUAACAUUUGGAUUGGGGAACAUAUAUUACCAUAAAUAAACGACUCAUUCAGAUGUGUCUGAGCAACAGAUCAGAGUAUAAUUCAUCAUUAUGAAGUCCUUAUUAACAUCUUAUUACGCCUGCCUAUGUUUUGCUGGUCACGGAAAUAUCAAUAUAAACAACAACAUAAUUACUGGUUAAUGUUAAUAGGCAACUAAUUCAUGGUUAAUAUGUGAUCCCCAAUCUAAAAUGUAACCAUUUAUUUUUGUGCACAACCUAAAGUUAAAGGCUCAGCUCAAACCAAAACUCCACCGAUUUAGUGCUACUAUAAACAUAUUAGCCAGGCUGCUGCGUCACAACGACUUAACCAAAUGUAACAUUAGAUGUUAGGAUGCUAAAGGAAGGUCAAUGCAACCUCUCAAACACACUUGUUUCUUUCAUAGAGCAGGCAGCUUGAUGUCGCAGAAGCUUCACAGAAUUGCUAUAACACAACGCGGGAUAUAGCAUUGAUUUGCGAUAAAGAUCACGAGUAAACGUGACCUUGACCUCAUCGCCUGCAUGUUCUGAGCCAGGCUCAUCGAGCAGCCAAAUAAAAUGUCACUGUUACACUCCCAGCACUCGAACAACAUAGAUGGAAAUCCUAAUUUAGCAAUGUGACUGUGUACAUUGAUGUGUUUAAAGAGAGACAGAGGACGUUUGUUACAAGUAACAAGUUGUUUGCACUCAGGAAAUGUAAAAAUGGAACAAAGUAUUUUACAUUAAAGAUGUAAAUGUUA
Messenger RNA from Synchiropus splendidus (mandarinfish), 2293 nucleotides. It is a transcript of the gene b3galt4, whose product is annotated as UDP-Gal:betaGlcNAc beta 1,3-galactosyltransferase, polypeptide 4. Gene Ontology annotation, cellular component: membrane. The record is from RefSeq and is a predicted model, not a curated record. The coding region runs from base 281 to 1378 and encodes 365 amino acids. The transcript has a single exon. Lineage: Eukaryota; Metazoa; Chordata; Actinopteri; Syngnathiformes; Callionymidae. Gene Ontology annotation, molecular function: N-acetyl-beta-D-glucosaminide beta-(1,3)-galactosyltransferase activity.